Messenger RNA from Dreissena polymorpha, 7462 nucleotides. RefSeq names its product phosphatase and actin regulator 1-like. The transcript has 14 exons. Gene Ontology annotation, molecular function: actin binding. Bases 311 to 2188 code for a protein of 625 amino acids. Gene Ontology annotation, biological process: actin cytoskeleton organization. The record is from RefSeq and is a predicted model, not a curated record. NCBI's taxonomy places the organism in Eukaryota, Metazoa, Mollusca, Bivalvia, Myida, Dreissenidae.
AGGCUGACAGUUGUAUAGGUUAGACUGGCUGAAUAUGAUAUUGCAGGCUUUUAUCUUGAAACGAAAAUGUUGGGUGGUUAGAGCAGAUAAUUUGGUAAUCAUAGGAUGCAAUGCAGUCUACAGUUGUUUGGGUACAUGAAUGGUAUUUCUAUCGCAACAGUGUGGUGAAUUUUGUGUAAAAUUCAAGAGUGGGUGUUUUGAAACAGUUUUAUUAAGUUGUUUCGGCUGUGAAGGCAGUUUUACAACUGGAUAAGAUAAAGCUUACAAUGCUGACCUAAUAUGUGCUCUUUUUUUCAUUAUUUGCUGAAAAAUGAGAUUUUGGAAAAGGAAACAUAGAGAUAAAAAGAAAAAUGGUGACCUAAAGUCCAGUUCCAUGGGUAACAACAACACGUCUGUGGUGGCCACCCCUCCCCCAGAGAGAAAGUCCAAGUUUGCAGCCAUAGGAAAAAUAUUCAAACCAUGGAAGUGGAAGCGAAAAAAGAAGACAAGUGAAAAGAUCGAGAAAACUGUAAAAGAACUCGAGAGGAAUCUCUCUGUGCGUUCAACGCGCGAGGAGCUGAUACAGAAGGGAGUCAUCAAGUUGAGACCAGAAGACGCCAUAGAGGAGGUGAAUGAGAACCAGUCGGCCAAUCAGGAAACUAGUCAAACCAGUCGGCUGCCAGCCACAGAUACAGUCCCAGAAUGCACCGGGGGAGGGGAGGCCAACGGAGGUGUUGCGGGCAAGUCGGCAGACUUCAGUGAUGCAGGCAAGGUGACAGAGAAUGGUUCAGUGAAGAACGCUGUGAAUGUACAGACCAGUGUCAUCACUACAGAGGCUGAGAUUGCCCCUCCUAGACUCGAUACUAUAGAUUUGUCCAGCACUGCACAAACAGAAAAUUUAUCCCUAACGUCUGUGCCUGCCACUACCACCUCUCAGGCUAGACCUGUGAUCAUAUCAUCAGUGCCGUCGAAAAGCAUUCCAGAUAUCACCUUGGUAACGGGGUCCUCGGCCCUGCCCCCAAGCAGUGCUGACACGCCCCCAGUUAACGCUGCGCCUCAGGACACGCCCACAGGACCUGGUACCACCCCCCGGCCCCUGGAGCCCGCCCCUCGCACUGCCCCGGAGAUUACCCCCCGGUUACCAAUGACCUCCUUCAGUAAUAAUGUUACUACAAUAAGGGAAUCUCCAAUGUUUAGGACACGAUUUGAUGAAAGUAGUGAAGAGGAUGAAAGUGAAGAAGAGGAAUACGAAUACGAACCUCAGCCUGGUACCAAAAAUCCGAGGAUUUAUGAAACUGAGGCCAAAGAACCAGACUUGAACAAACAACCAGUGAAAAGUGCUUUAAAAAAGACGCCAAUGGUGAACAGUAUUGCGCAACAAAAUAAAAGUGCUGGUGAUAAUGUUCAGACUAAACCGGUUAGCACGCCCCUAACGUUGCAAGACACUGAGGCUACAAACAGCGCUUUGCCAUCGCCGAAUGCAACUCCUGUGACGCAAGGUGCUCCGCGACCCAAGCCGAGGGUAACUCUUCUAAGGGGUGUUCCAGCCUGUGAUCCUGACAGCCUGCCUGCGCCGCCUGCCUACCCUGCCCAGAUGGUUCCAGAGCAUCCCCCACCCCCGUACAAGCCGCCGGCGUCGGCACAUGACGAGUCUUCAUCGUCGGAUGAUGAGGAAAUCAACUACCGAGACGACGAUGAGCCCACUGGCCUCGCUGCGAAGGUUGCCAGGCAUGACAGUCUCGCCAUUUUCCUUAGCAACCGACCAUCUCGGCAGGAACUGGUGGAGAAAAACAUAAUUCCAGUCAAAUCGGAGGACCAGAUACACCAUGAUAGAGCGGAGAUUGGGUCCAAACUGAUCAGGCGACUGAGUCUGAGACCAUCGCAGGAGGAGUUGGAGCAAAGGAAUAUAUUACACAUGAAAAGUGAUGAUAUUGCACAGAGAGAAAAAGAAGAAAGAAAGAAAUUACUUAUAAGAAAGCUGAGUUUCCGGCCUACGAUAGAGGAGCUGAGAGAGAAGAAGAUCAUUAAGUUCAACGACUACCUGGAGGUCACAGACGCCAGCGAGUAUGACAGACGGGCAGACAAACCCUGGACCAGACUGACCCCGCGUGAUAAGGCAGCCAUAAGAAAGGAACUGAAUGACUUCAAGGCUCAGGAGAUGGAAGUUCAUGAUGACAGCAAACAUCUGACCAGAUUCCAUCGCCCUUGACAACCCAUUUCAUAAUCACGCUAGAAGGUUCAUCCUGAGUGGCCCAUGCUACCACAGACAGCCAGGGCCAAGUAAGAGGUUCAUAUCCAGCCAGGCCUACAUAGACCUUCCCCUGGUUCCCAUGGAAACAUGCAAUUUAAAAUGGGAUGCAGAAUAUGAGACAGCAUAAUGCAUACUGCAAAAAACAAGAACCUGACGUCUGGAUUACGAGUGCCAUCAGAAAAUUAUUUCAUCUGUCGUAUAUUUGAUCACACACAAUCAUCAGAGCAAAUUUGUAUUCUUUCAUUAUGCACCAAACUUUUUCAUCAAUUGAUGAAAAUAACUAUUGUUCUUUCCACUUAUAACAAGUGCAGCAUUUUUUCCUCAUGUCAUGAAUUCUUAUUUCUUACUGCCAGUGGAUUGGCUGAUUCGUAGCAAGUAUUCGUUCAACAGCUGGGUAUCUCAUGGAUUCACCCGUUUGUUUUAUGACCCAGCUCAUGAAUGGAAUGAUAGCAGUGCAGGGCAGGACACAGAUAUCAAAGCUGUGAAGGUCAAAAGGUCAAGCAUUACUUUGUACAAAGAUGUCAGAAACACUGUAUAUGGUAUGCGGAAAUUUGUGAUCUCUUCGACAUUCUAAACGUUUGUGCGUGUUUUCUUUGUAUCAGUGUUGUACGCACUAUAAUCCCCCCACCCAGAAUAAUAUAUUAGAACUUGCAUCAGUGUCCAUCGUGCAAUUUUUGAAAUCGCAUUGAUGAAGCUUACAUGUGUUACAAUGCGGUUCAUGGUGUGUAUUAACAGACCAUUAUGCUUAUUAGCACCAACAUUAUGUGUAUCUAAUUGUUUUUGGUGAAAAAUGUUAUUUCCCUUUUAAAUGUUUAUCAGUUCCCUCUGUUUGUAUGAUUUCAUUUUUCAAACUUGCCGGACCAUUUUGACCAUAUAUUAUCACUAAUUGUUCUUUUAGUUAUAUAUCAUUAUGUUGUUUGACGUAAAAAAAAGAGUUGCAAUGUUAGUUUAUGUUAUGGUUUAGUUACAUGGUAUAUUGUAUUGUAUGUUGUGGAAUAUUUUCUGAUAUACUAUGUAAAUAAACUCUGACAAUUAAAGUCAUACUCUUUUCACCUUCUGAUCCAGUGAGACAGCUAACAUUUGAAGGAUGCAGUAUUAUUUCACACAUUUUGUUGUUUUGCAAAUACAGGAACAUUAAUUGUCAUCUUUCACACAAAUCUGUAUCACAAAUUUAAGUCUACUAUUUUUGUACUGUCCUUAUAUAUAAAAAAUCAUGUGUAGUAUGAUUUAGCAAAAAAAAAUACAAACAACUUUCAAUUGACAGUUUCAUUUAGGAUUUUUAAUUCACAAACAGUUUUCCAGUUUAAUGCAGAUAUUGUUACGUCUCCACUUCUUUGUUACAUUUGAAAAAGAAGCACAUGUUCAAUUUUAAUUGGCUUUCGAAAAAAUGUGUAUAAUGGAAUAUCUUAAUGAAAAGUUAAGUGCAAUCAAACAUUGUUGUCAUCAAUCUUUGAGCUGGUCUCUGGGAAAACCAGGCUUAAUGAAUGUCUGUAAAGUGUUGUCCCUGACUAGCAGUUCACAGAGGCUGGUCAGGGACGACCUUUUCCCUUUUUAUUGCUUUUUUAAAGGAUAUCUCCUCUAACCAAAAUCGCUGUUUAGGCAAAACAUGUUAUCCUUUACAAAUUUUACGGCCUGCAAAGGCUAAUCUGGGACGAAACUUUACGCACAUACAUCAAGCUGGUUUUUCCCAGAGCCCUUUCAAAUUGUUGAUGCUUAAGGCAUGGCGACUUAACAAUGCCAGUAAUCAUAACUCAUUCAUGCCAGAAAUUUUCGGAUCCAAAUCGGGACAGUCCAUUAAAAAUGUCGGGACAUUUUGCCAAAAAGCAGGACACCUAAAACGAUCAAUCAUGCCACCUUUUCUGAAGUCAGUAAUCAGCUAAUUACUUACAAAACCUCAUAAUUUCUGGCAAAUAUUGAUGAUAAAUGUGUUUAAAAUUGCAUGAACACAGACUUUCUCCAUUUUCCGGAAGUAAACAAGCAUGUGCACUAUGCAGAUGAACCCAUUUGUGACUAAGGCAACGUUCAACUAGAUGUGCGCACAUCGAGCACUGUUUUUAUUCAAUCAAUCAUCCAUUAACUCUAAAUUUAGAUUGAUGCAAUAUGUACAAAUACUUUUCUGAGAAUCAGCCAAAAACAAAUGUAAAUUUAUGUCUCUGGUAUCGGUCAGCGCUCGAUUUGUUUGACAUAUAAUACACUGAAUACCGCGUAAUAAUAGUAUCUUUGGACUUGAUUUGGGCCAUGAAAUACAAAAGCAAUCUGCUUAAUGCACUAUGCAUCUAUCCCUAGCAAUUAACGACCCUCAUCAUAAAAAUGCCCUGGUGUGAAUGCCCGAUAAAAUCAAUAAUUUGCCGAUAUAUCGCUGAUAAUGUGUCAAAAACAACACUGGAUCUCUGGACUAGUAGAUAUGGUUUGUUAACAGGGGUCAAUAAAGGGAUUAGCGAUGGUAAUUAAAGCCAGACGGAGCUUGAAUAGUGAAUUUUAUUGUGAACUUAAAAAGCAUGUAUCGUUUUGUUCGAAUGUCGGGACAAAUAGUGUUACAUCGGGACACCGGGACAAACACCCCAAAAGCAGGACUGUCCCGCCAAGAUCGGGACGUCUGGCAUGUAUGUCAUAACUUCAUCUCAUUCAUGCUUGCAAUAAGUAAACAAUAGAAGAAUAUUUUGAUUGUUAUAAUUUUAAGUAAGAAAAGUUAGAACUUUUUACUGACAGUAUAGACACUUUUAUUUGUUAAUAGAGUGGUCAUCAAUCCAAUAUUAAUUUACAAAAUUUUGGAAAAGAGAAACUGUGGUUUGUUAUAAAUUGCCAUGUUUCUUUAUAUUAGGCUUUUUUCGUCUAUACAAAUAUUUAAUUGCCUUAUUUUAAAGAACAAUUAUAUUACUUUAUGCUUAUUUUCCCCCCAUAUAUUUGUCACAGAUUAUCGAAUAAAUAUUUUAAACAGUUCUAUGUUGUAUAUUUUGAAUGUUUUAUAUAUUUUGUAUAAAGUGGCAAUUGUAUAAAUAAUUGUUUAGCUUAUUUCUUAAAUAGCUAGUUGUAUGAACAUGUAUAGAUGUGUCAAAUGUUUUUAGAAUAAUGACACGUUUUUAUGAUGAUGCUUAAUAUAGUUUGCAAAACAUGGGUUACAUGACACAGUUCUUAGGCCAAUUUUAAAAAUACAUCUUAAAAUCAACCUCUUUGCUUUGUUAAUAUUGUCAAUAUAAUACAUUCAAUCUAAAUUUCCUUUCAUAUAUGUGUUGAAAUAGAUUAAUGCAAUUAAUAUUGAAAAAAGUGGUAAUAAAAAAGCUUUCAUUGUAUUUUUGUUUAGAGGUUCUGUAAUUACACGAUUGUAUCCAAUCAUUAUAUUUAAUAAAUUAUAAACCAGAUCUGUAAUAAACACUUUUUUAUACAAUUAAAAGAAUGGUAUGCGGUAGUAAAUUUUUUAUAUAUAUAUAAUGAUUAAAAGUAUGUUAUGCAAUACUGUAACGUUACUAUCUAAAACGGCUAAAAGUAAGUUACGCUAUACUCUUACAUAACUAUCCUUAACUUUAAUAGUAUGUCAUUCUAUACUGAUACUUAAUUAUCUUAAAUAAUGAUAGGAUUUGUAAAUAAUUUCCAUACAAUAGUUAUAUUGAUAAAACUGAUUAAAAUAUAUGGGCUGUGCCCUGUGAAAAGGGGGUUUGAUUUUUGUGCGUAAAGUGUUGUCUCAGAUAAGCCUGUGCAGUCUGCACAGCCUAAUCACAGACAACAUUUUCCACUUGUAUGGCAUUUUUGGUUUAUAGAAAGUCCCUUCUUGGCAAAAAUCCAGUUAAGGUGAAGAGUCACAUCCCUGAUCAGCCUGUGUGGAUUGUACGGCCUAGUGUUUAUGUUAAAUGACGUCAUUUUUUUUACGAAAUGACGUCAUUUUCCCAGCAAAAUUCUUUAGUUAAACUCUUUAACAAUGUAUAUAAAUUGUGAAAAAAAGCAUUAAACAAAAAGUAAAUUUGUUGGGUUUGGUGGAUUAUCGAUAUUAAUUCACUCGUGAUCAUAUAAAAUAUAUUUUUCUAUGAUCACUCGUGAAUUAAAAUCGAUAAUCCACUGAAUCCAACAAAUAUCCUUUAUGUAAUUUCAAGUAAGAAUAUUUGGAAACCAAAACAAAAAAUACAAAUCUAUAAAGACAAAAAAUGAUUAUGUUUGUUUCUCAUGUUUUAUAUGUGAAAAUGGUGCAUAAAAAAUCAUUAAACAAAUUGUUAAAUUGGACUAGUUAUAUUAUACCAGAUGGUUAAGUCCCCCUAAAAUAAGACUAAUAUUAGGAUUACAAGUGAGAAAUACAUUACUUUCACUUAAGUUGAUUAGAUAAUUUGCCAGCUAUAUUGAAUUUUUCAUGAAACAGUCACACACUGUCUUCAUGACCUGUAUUUUUUAUUUCCAUACAUUGUGAUAUGUUAAGUUUAGUAAUUAAUGUAUAAUAUUUAAACAAUUUCUACUUUUGAACAAUUUGAUCCCAUAUACAUGUGUAAUCAGUAAUUUCCAUUUAAGAAACAAUAUUACUGGUACUUAUCAUUUGGAAAACAUUUAAGUAGUCUUCUCUUUUGAUGGGUUCAUUAAACUUUUGCAUAGUAUUGUGAAUUUUUUGUAGUACUAGUAUUUGCUAUCACCCACGCUUUUGAAUGAUUACACUUUGACUUUACAUGAGCCACUCUCUGGGAAAAUGGGGCUUAAUGCAUGUGCGUAGUGUCGUCCCAGAUUGGUCUGUGGAUCCGCAUAGGCUAAUCAGGGACGGGACGACACUUUCCGCCUAAAUUGGAUUUUUGAUAAGAAGAGACUUCAUUUAAUCGAAAAAUGUCACAAAAGCGGAAAAUGUCAUCCCUGAUAAGCCUGUGCAGACUACUCAGGCUAAUCUGGGACGACACUUUACACACAUGCCUUAAGCCCCGUUUUCUCAGAACACGACUCAUUUAGUCUGGUUUUGCAAGAAAAAGACUCUUAUUUAUCAUUAUCCACGUUCAUAUCAAAUGAUAUGAUAGUACACACUUAUGAUGCAUCUACUAUUACUUCAGGGUUUUUAUAUUAAGACCGAUAGAUGUAUUGGUGUCUUUGCAAUUUCGGACCCGUAAUGUUAUUUAUGUGAGAACAAUACACUUAAAGAAUGUUUAUAUGCAGUACAUCAUGUUGGCAAACUUACUUCUGUUUUUCAAUAUUGUGUAGAUUUUGUAUUUGUUGUAUGCAAACUAUAAGCUAUCAUCUGGUUACAAUACAUUAAUAAACAUGUGAAUAUUU